Messenger RNA from Opisthocomus hoazin, 13002 nucleotides. The record is from RefSeq and is a predicted model, not a curated record. NCBI's taxonomy places the organism in Eukaryota, Metazoa, Chordata, Aves, Opisthocomiformes, Opisthocomidae.
AUGACUAUUGUCAUCUUCUACGGCAAGGGCAAACCACGAGACUCUGCAAACGCUGCUCAUUUAUUUACAGAUAACAUUGCAGCAGCACCCAGAGAUCUCCGGAAGUUUGCUCACUUCAGACAACGAAAAACAAAAAGCGACGUCGCGCAGUCGCAGAAAAAGACGGCGAAGAGGAAGGGCUCGUCUGUCCACACACAUGACGUUCCGAAGGAAGAGUACGCACUAGCGGCCCGAGAUGUUGGUGAGGGUGUAGAGAGGAAGGCUGAAGACACCAACCUACUAGAGACAACAACAGAGACAGAGACAGUUGUGGUAAAUUCUGCUGCAGAAUACAGUGAGCUUGAUGCUAAGAUGUGUCAGGCGAGAAUAGCUGAGUUGGAGGAGAGACUUGUGGAGAAACAGGACGCAGUGGAAAGACUCACUGCGCAGAUGGACGAGCUGCAGGAACAACUCGCCCAGCACAGUGACUCUGUGCAACUGCAGGAAACCACUGUUCAAGAGCAAAAUGAAGUCAUCGGGAAACUAACGAGCUGCCUUCAACAGACGAAGAAGGAUCGGGAUGACCUACAGGAAGAGGCUUCGCGUGUAGCUGGUCAGAUCCAUGGUUUACAGCUGCAGUUGCAUCAGGUUACUGAGAUGCUGAGGAAUAAAAGCCCUGGGAAAAUUCAAGUGUUAGAAGCCCAGCAGCAGAUGGCCUUGUUUCAGAACCGUCUCAGAGAGCAAAAUGCGCAUUUGGAGAUGCUGCGUCAGAAAGCAUAUGACCUGGAAGUACAGCUUGAGUCUUCUCAAAAGAAUACCAAAGAUAAAGAGAAUCUGCUUUCCCAAAUGGAAGAGGAUAUGAAAGAUACAAUGCAACAGCUAUACAAAAGCAUAGGAGAAAAAGAAGAACAUAUUAAAAGUCUUCAAGAUCUCCUGACAGCGGAAAGGUUUAGCUUGUCUAUACUACAACAUACACUUUCUCUCCGGGACUCAGAAAUAACAGAAUUAAAAAAUGAAAUAGCUUUAUCUAAAAUGAAAGAACAGCAACAUAUUGAAGAACUGAAAAUCAGUCAUGAAAAGGAUAUUUGCAGACAGUUGGAGAACUUGAGGGCUGAGCUGCAGAAUUGCCACAGAAGAGAGAUUGCAGAAGCCAAGCAGGUAUAUGAAGAAGAAAUUAUUUCAAAAUAUAAGAAUGAACUCGAACAGCUGAAAAAAGAACUCUGUGGUCUGAAUUCUGACGAGCACAUUCAGAAUUUGAAUGGCAUAAUAAUUGACUUAAAUAAUAGUCUUCGUGAGUCUGAAAUUAAUAAAGAAAAUUUGAGAAAGAAACUUGAGAUGCAACAGGAAGACUUCAAGAGAGAAAAAUCUGAAAUUGAGACUAGAUACAAGGAUUUAAUCGAUGGCCUAAAGUCUCAACUUUCUGAUGCAGAAGAGCAGGUCAAGGAAGUCCAGCGAUAUAAACAAGAAAAACAGUUCUUGAAUGAAGAGAUUCAGAAACUGAAUUCUUUCAUCCAGGAAUUAAAUGAAAAGCGACUUUAUGAGGCUGAAAAAAAUAUAGAUGUAAGGCAAAAGCAUGAUGAAGAGAUUGUUUCCAGUAAAAAGCUAAAAAAAUUGAGGGAAAACCAGAUUGUACCAGAAGUGUCGCAGUUGCAGAGAGCAGAUCUUGAGGAGAUGUGGAAUAAACCGCACCAGUUCGAAAGCGAAGAUGAGCUAGUUCACAAAGAACCAGAGUUCCAGCAUGACUUGGGAGUAGGCUCCUCAAGGGAUCAAUUAGAAGAAUUUCAGACUUCAAAGAUCACACAGAACAAUGAAAAUACUGAAGGAGGUAACCUGUCUGAAGAAGGCUUGUCAGGGCUUUUCGGUGCUGAUGAAGGCAUAUUGGCUAAAUAUCUCAUCUCAACGGGGGGACCAGAAGAGUCGUAUGUGUCCAGCACUUCUGAAGCUUACGCCAUUGAAGAAGGUAGAUGCAGUAGGUAUGGGUUAGACAGUAGCAGUCUUCUAGAAGCCAGCAGCGAUUUUAUACCUCCUCUAUUAAACUUUAGCCUUGAUGAGAAAAUGUGUCCUAGGGGUUUGGCUCAAGAGACCUUUGAAGAGAAUGAGUUGGGAGCAGAGGCCUUUGCUUCGUUUUUGUCAGAUAGCUCCCUGCAGCAAAACAAAAUAAAAGACCACAGUGACGUAAAAGAUGAUGAGACAGCUUGUUUAGUAGAGAGAUGUGUGAAGCUAACUGAGCAGCUCCAUGAGAAGGAGUCAGCCUUGAAGAAAUCUAGUCAGGAGACCCAAGAAGCUGUUGGAAAAUGGAAAAAAUUAAUGGCUGAGCUCUCUCAGGUGCGUGCGGAACUGGAUGAGGAGCGUGUAGCACGGAUCCAUUGUGAAAAAGCGCUUCUUCAAAAAACAGAGAAGGAGAAAGAAUUGGAAAACAAAGUCAUUCUUCUGGUAAAGCAGAAGGGUGAGGAUGGAGGCCAACCUUACUGUGCUGUAGAGCCUCCAACGCAAGUGUCAAAACCCUCUACCUGGCAAGAAAUGGUAAAAGACCUCCAGGAGGAAAGAGAAAUGUUGAUGGUGCAGCUGCGAACUCAGGAGCAGUUAGUGAAAGAUGUUCAAGAGCAGAAAACAGCUUCUGAUUCUGUAACAAGUGAAGUACAGUCACUUUUUGGACGUCAGUUGGCUGCUUUGCAAAGUCAAAGGGAUGAAAUGCAAAGCCAGCUUGAUGCUCAGAAGGCUGAAAACCAGACAGUAGCAGAGCUGCUUGGUCAGAAAACAAUAUCUGAGGAGACAUUGCUAAAAGAACAGGAGUUGCUCAAAGCUGAGGUCAAUAAUAAAGAAGAAAAUUUAGCACUCUUAUUGAAGGAAAAAACGGCCUUAGGAGAAAGAUUAUCUAACGUGGAGGAGGAUCUAAUAAAAGCAGAAAAAGCGCUAGCAGAGAACGCUAGCAUCAUUGAGGACCUUGAGAAGAACAUACAUGAACUUAAUGCUGAAGUGAAAAACCUCAAAGAAACACAGGAAUGUGAAAGGCUGGGAUAUGAAGACAGGUUAAACUUCAGCAACCUAGAAAUUCAUAAACUUAAUGCUGAAAUAAAGGCAAAAAGUACAGAAUACAGGGAGGAAAAAACCCAGCUGACUGAAGAAAUUGCCAAUUUGAAGAAAGUUCAUUUGGAACUUGAGAAUCGCUUGCAGGAGUCCUUCCAGUCUGCACAAGCUGCUCAGGAGGCACAGUCCAAGAUGGUGAGACACUACAAGGAGGAAAUCGAUAAAAUGGAGACUCAGCGCCUUGCCGAAUUAACUAAAGUGAGUUUGACACACAAGAAGGAGAUAGAAGAAUUAAAUGCUGAAAUAAAAGAUAAAGUGGAAAACCAGCGGAAGUUGGAAGAAGAAAGAAAGGAACAGAUUGCUGUAAUAAAAAAGGUACAUGAACGAGAGCAUGAUCGUGAAGUCUCUGAACUGAUUGCUAAACAUGAGGAGGAAAUGGAGAAGCUUCGUGCUGAACUAAAUAAAGAACAGCAGCACCUCUUGGAUGAACUUCAGCAGCAAAUGGCAGCCACACACAAAGCAGAGAUUGAGCAAGCUCAGCUCCAAUCACAGACACUGCACAGCCUUGAAUUGGAAGCUUUACGCCUAAGCUUAAAUAAUAUGCACACUUCCCAGCUUGAGCUUGUGCAGUCUAACUUGAGAAAAGAAAAGGAAACUGCCCUUGUGGAACUACGGGAGAUGCUCAAUGAUAAGCGUGCCCAAGAGUUAGCCAUUCUGCAAAGCCGCCAUCAGCUGGAGUGGGAGAAGAUUAAAGAACAGCGUCUGAAGGAAAAAGAAGACCUUGAAUCAAAAUAUCAGCAAGAACUAGUUGAUCAGAGAAAGAAAAUAGAAUUGGAAAUAGAAGAGAUGCAUAUCCAGGCAUUAGAGGCUCUCAAAAGAAACUGGGAAAUGGAAUCUGAUAUGCGUUUAAAAAACACGUGUGAAGAGCUGUCUGAAAAACAUCAGACUGAAAUGGUGGAACUUCAGAAAACUCUGGAAAUGGAACUAGAAAAAGCCAAAGCAGAGCUGGGGCUUCUUGCUCUUGAAAAUGAACAGUCUAAAAUGAAAUGUGUAGAAUUGGAGAAGCAACAUCAAUUAGCCAUUACAAAAUUACAAGACGAGCUGCAGGCUGAACAUAACAAACUUCUAGAAGAUAUGAAGGUGAAAAGCCAAGAAAACGAACAGAACCUUCAGAAAGAGCUGGAGAAACUUCGUGUCAUGCAUGAAGAACUCGAGGCUCGGUCACAAGAAGAAAUCAGGCAGCUUUGGUCUCAGCUCGAUAGUACCCGAGCAAAUCGGCAAGAGCUAUGUGAUGGUGAGACCAGAAAGCAAGCCCAUGGUCCAGAGCUGAAAGAGCAGCUCCUGGCUCGUGCAUCACGGGUGGAAGAAAUAGAGCGUUUGAAAGAAGAAUUUGAACAGCAGCGGCAGCAAAGAAAAAGUGAGCAUGAAACUGAACUGGAACAACUGAGACUUUAUUUUGAGAAGAAGUUAAGAGUCGCUGAAGAAAACUACAGAGAAGAAUUGACUUUGCUGCAUCAGAGACUGCAAGAACUGAAGGAAUAUUCACUGUCAGAGUUGGAAGUGAGUCAAGAUCAAGCAGGGGACAUCAGUUCUUCUGUUGCAGUUUUUGAAGACACUGCUGAAAAAGAGAGGAGGGAUAUGCUUCGUCAGCUAAAUCAGCAGCUGGAACAACAUCAGGAAGCACUUGCCUGUUUGCAGGUACAACUUAAAGAACAACACAGGCACGAAUUAGAUUCCCUAAGGUCUUCCCUUGCACUUCAAUAUAAGGAGGACUUAAUGAAAAUGAAGAUGGAUCUGUCAGACAAAUAUAUAACAGAAAUAGAGGAAAUGAAGAGAAAGCAUUGUUUAGAACUUGAGCAGCUCCGUGCCCGACUUUCAGAAGAACAUAUUAAAGAAAUCACCAAACUGCGCCUACAGAGUGCUCAAGAUGCAGCACGUCAAGUUGAAAUGGAGGUGGCUGAGCGAGUGUCUGUGCUGGAGGAAGAGCACAAAGCUAGGCUCUCUCUUCUCCACUCUGAGAAACAGCGUAUUGCAGAGCUUUUGGAAGAAAUAAAACAUUUGAAGGAAGAGAUUACCAAACAAAAAGAUUUUUCUGUGCAGAAUGAAAAGCAUCUGAAAGAGGAAAUGGAGAAGGUAAAAUAUAAAAUUGCUGAGGAUCACCAGAAUAAAUUAAGGGAAGCCAGAGAAGAAGUCCAGAAAAUAGAGACUAUGUACAAAGAAAAAGAGAAGAAAUGGAAAUGUGAAAGCGAGGACCAGAGAAUCCAAGCAGAAGAGAAGUUAUCGUUGUUGCGUGUAGAACUGCAAGACAGAGCGGAGUCUGAGAAGCAGAGCUUACAAAAGGAGUUUGAACUUCGUGAAGCUGAAAUGAGUCAGCUUCAAGAUCAGCAAGCUGCCAGAAUUCUAGAAUUGGAGAAGCUGGUGAAAGAGCAGCAAAACAACCUGCAGCAUCUAGAGGACAGCCUGGCAAGCGCACAGGCUAUGCAGAAAUCUCAGGAGCAAUUUGACAGCGACCUGCAGGCAGCCAAAGCGCUCAUGGCAAAAGAAAUGGAAAAGGCCACGCUUUGUCUGCAGGAAGAAUGUGCACUGAAACUUAUGGAAGCACAAAACAAGUUUAUGGAGGAGCACAAAGCUAUGACUCAGAAAUUCACAACGGAGCAAGAGAUUCUUCUCCAAGAGCUGAGAAAGAAACAUGUUGAUGAGCUGGAACUCCAAAGUCAGCAGCUACAGGAGAAGCAUAAGCAGCAGAUUAUGACUCUUACAGCUCAGUUUCAGACAAAGCACCAAGCUGAAAUCGAGACACUUAAAUCUACACUGGAAAGUAAACAGCAGGUUCAGCUUGAAGCUUGUGUUGCUGAACUACAGAGAAAGCAUCAGGCACAGAUUGAUGAGCUCGAGGCUAAACACCUAUCAAAUCUGGAUUCCUUGGAGUCAUCCUACCUAUCUGAAAUUCAGAAUAUAAGAGAUGAACACAGUCAGGCUCUUGAAAAGCUACAGCUGCAGCACACGGAACAGCUCCUUGAAAAGGAUAAAAUGGAUCAAGCCUGCUUGGUUCAGGAGAUAGAGAUGUUGAAAUUAAAGCAUGCCGAAGAACUUCAGCUUUCCCAAAAUAAUUUGAAAAUUGAGCUAGCUACUGCUCAUGUGGAAAAACUUAAAGCCAUUGCUGUUGAAGCAGAAGCAGCUCAUAAGGAUGAUCUGAACACAGCUCUUCAAAAUCAAAGGAAGUUGCUGGAAGAAGAAAAACGUCUGGCCCUCGAUAUAUUACGUGAGGAAGUAUUGCGUAUGGAGGAAAAGCAUAGAAAAGCACUCCAAGAACUUCAGGAUCUUCAUGAGGCAGAAAUUAAGAAACAUAAGGAAGAAUACUCCAGGGAGCUGGAAAAAGAACUGGGGAAACAAAAAGCACAGCAUGAACAUGAGCAAGAGAUGUACGCUUCUGCAUCGGCCUCUGAAGUAGAAACUGUGCGGACAGCUCUUCUGGCUCAGUUUGAGGAGGUAAAACUGAAGCAGCAGCUUCAGUUCCAGGAAGAGAUUGAGCUGUUGAAGUGUCAGUCGGAGGUGCUGCUUGAGCAGCAGAUUGCGCAGCUGAAGGAUGAAUUUGAAGCUGAAAAAAAGGCAUCACUACAUGACAAGGAGCAGCUGUUGAUUCAGGAGAGGGAGAAAGCACAGGCUGCUCACCAAAAGGAGCAGGAGAUGUUAUCAACCCAGUUGCAGGACAAAGCCGCAAUAAUUAUCCAGCUGGAAAAGAAAGUGGAGUCUUUAAACCAUGAAAUAGAGGAGACCAACUCCCAACUGGAGACACUCCUUCAGCGGCGGGACAGAGAAAACCAAGAAGGAGGGAAUUUAGUAGCCUUGUUGAGAUCUGAUAUCGAGCAGUCCAAGGAUGAAAGGAAAAAACUGCAGGAAUCUUAUCAGCAUGUUUUGAAAUUGCUUAUGGAGUUGGUGAAGGCCACGAUAGCUGUUGAGGACCUCAUCUGUAGCAAGAUUGGUCUUUGCCUUGAUGACAGUCUGGCUUCUGGAGAUUCUAGAGAAAGUCACAUUAUUAUGGAAGAAAUGGCAUUCAUGCAGCAUUUGAAAGCCAAAAAAAAUCAUCACCUAGAAAAAGUAGAUGAGCUACUUGAUGAGACUCUCACAGAACACAACCAACUGUCUCCAGCGACUGACGAGGGGUCUGAGUUGAGCCAAUACUUGUGUGAAAGUCUUUUUGCAAAGCCAGAAUUGGCAUGCGAAAAUGAAGAAAUGACACUGAAAAUUUGUCAUCGUUUGCGCACUGCAGUGGAGAGACUUCUGGAACUGGUUACGGAAUCAACUAAACAACUGGAGAAGAUGCAUGAAAACCAUGCGCAAUUUGAAGAAGAAUUCAGCCGCCGAAAUCGGGAAACUGCCCAAGUGGUUAGUCACCACCAGGAGCUGAUGGAGUGCCUCAGUGAGGAAAGUGAGGCCAAGAAUCAGCUGGCACUAGAGCUUCAUAAAGCAGAGGGCAUUAUUGAAGGUUAUGUUGCAGAAAAAGCUGCAUUGGAAGAAGCCUUGAAUCUGAAAGAGGAAUCUGAGCGUCGCCUUGUUGUGGAGCUGGAGAAUAUGCGUGAACGCUUCCAGGAGCUAACGCAGGAGCAAGCAAUUCUUGGUCUACUCAAGGAAGUAGAACUUUUAGCAAAGGAGAAAUUAGAGCUUCAGUGUCAGGCAGAAAAGGACCAUUCCAACUUACGCUCUCAGAUGAAAGUUUUGGAGGUCGAACUGGAAGAGCAGCUGAAUAGUAAUCAGGACCUGGCUACACAGUUACUGGAGGUUGCUGAAUUAAAACAGCAAAUUCAAGUUCUGGAAAAACAGCUUAAAAACCAGCGGCAAUUCAUGGAUGAACAAGCUAUAGAAAGGGAACAUGAACGUGAUGAUUUUAACUAUGAAUUGAUUCUACAGGUAGAAUCUUUGCAAGCACAAAUAAAGGAGAAGAUAGAUGAUUACAAUAAGCUGUUAUUAGAAAAGGAGCAAAACCACCGAGAAAUUACAGCUCGUGAUAAAGAGAUAGAAAAACUGAUGGCACAGAUCCGAGAACUGGAGCACAGCGGUGCUGACGUCUCAAAGACUGUACACCACUUGGAACAACAGCUGCAGAAAAUGAAGAAAGUGGAAACCGAAUUGAAACAAGAUAAGGAGGCGCUGCAACAGCAGCAGUACAACAACCUGAUUCAGAUCUCUGCCCUCCAGUCUAAACUGGACGAAGCGAGGCACAGGGUACCAGCAGACGGCGGGUCUGCCCCAGUGCUGAAGGAGCAGUUGCAGGCGGAGCAGGAAGCACUGCAGACCAGAGAGAGAGAGAUUGCAAGCUUGUUAGAGCAACUAGAACAAUAUAAAGAUAAUUUGGUCAGUAAAAACGAGGAGAUAUUGCAGCUGAACUUGCAGUUAGAGAUGCAAAAGAACCUUAGCACUUCCAGCAUCAGCCAGCUUCAGUUGGAGAAUGCACACUUGAAGGAUAUAACAAAACUUCAUGUGAAGCAAAAUCAGGACCUGGGUGUUAGCGAUUCCUCAGUUUUGUCAUUCCCACAAGCACUACUUAAAGAAAAGAAUGAAGAAAUCGAUCACUUGAAUGAGCAGAUGAAGAGGCUCCAGCACGAGCUAGAGAACAGUCUGAAUAAAGUUGUGGAAGACCAAAAAUCUGAAAUUGAAGAACUCAAAUCACUUGUUGAGCACCUUCGCGGUGACCAGGAAAGGCUGCGUAAAGACAAAGACGAAGAGGUAGAGCAACUCCAUGGAAUAAUUGAGAAGCUUCAAAAAGAGCUGGCACAAUUUGGACCAGUAUGUCAUGAAGUUAGUGACAACCAGGAUGAUCUCUAUCAACUUGCUUUGGGAGAGCCAGUGGAGAACCUUCAGAACGAGUUGAGGAAGGGACUGGCGGAUUGUCAGGGCGAUAUUGAUCCAAACAGCAGAAAUGCAUUGCCUCUUUUCAAAGUGAGAGAACUUCAGGAGGAACUAGAGCUUGUCUCAACUGCCAGAGAAGCUCUGCAGCAGCAACUCGAAGAGAAGGAAUUGCGAUUCAAAAUGGAAGUCGAAAUUUUGGAGAAAAAGUGCCAAAAAUUACGAGAAUCAUCAGAGCAGCAUGUUGCAGAGCUAACCUCUCUGAGAAAACAAUAUGACGCGCUUCAGGAAGAGUACAGCCUUUUCCAAACACAUUUUUCUCAGAGAGAGGUUGAAGCAAGGAUGACUUCUUCCCGCAUUCAAGAACUUGAAGAUACUGUGAGAGAAAGGGAAGCAAAUAUUCUGGAGAAAGACAGGCAGAUAAAGACAAUGGCAGAUCAAAGAGAAGCUGACACAACCGAGUUGCAGUGCUUAGCAAAAAAGGCAGCAGAGCUUCAAACAGAGUUGGAAAAGAGAGAUGCGAAUCAUGCUCAAGAUGUUGAUAGUCUUCAGCUAGAAGUUUCUAGGCUUGAUUUCCAGGUGCAGGCGCUGAACCAGAAAGAAGUAGCAUAUCAGAGAGAAAUCAAUGAACUGCAAGAUACCACUGCAAAACUGAAAGAUCAGAUGGAGGCAUAUAUGAAACAGCUUGAAGCCUUACGGUUGGAAAGAGGUGAACUUCUUUCUCAGUUGGAGUUGUACAAGCCAAAGGAGCAACGUGAUUGUGAAGAGACUGACCUUCUCAAGCCGUUUUGCUGGAGAGGAAAAAAAGGCGAAGCCCUGAAAAAAGGAAUGGAGGAACUGGAAGAACUGGAAGCAAACACUGCUCAGUCAUUUGCAGUGCUGGCUUCUGCUGCUGAUAAACUGGAAAAAGAUGAAGUUAUAUUUGACUUGACAACUCGCAAUAUAAAUCCAAAAACUCAGAUAAAGCAAUCACAAGAAAAUGUCUUGACACAGGAAUUGGAUGUCACCAAAAACUCUGAAGAGGAGCAAGUUCUGAAAAAGCAUUGCCAGCAAAUGUUGGAAAUUCACCAGACUCCUGAUUCUCCAAAACACAAUUUGAACACAGGCAAAGACGCUUCGAAAGACUUCCAGAAUUUUAUUGCAGAUAUGGCUUCGUGGGGCUCACCUGAGAUUGUGAGAAAGCAAGAUAUGAGCGUGGAACUUCAACCGGCGCUUCAUCUGACACCCUUUUCGGAAGGUGAAAGCCCAGAUUUAGAAAUUAUGCACACCAGGUCAUCUGUGCAAGAAGAGAACUCUGCAUUGCUGGGAUAUUCUAACCUGUAUGAAAAUAGCAGUGAGGAAGCGGCAGUGGGAGCAGAUAGAAAAUCUCCAGCUUUCUCUGAAAGCACCUACUCUGUUGAUGAUGACCAAGACAUGGAGAAGAUUUUGCAGAUGAGAGAAGCUGAUAAUCUAACUUUAACCCCUUCUGAUUUACAAGAUGAUGUGAGAUCAAGAGCAUCUGCCGUAGAUGCGAUGAGCGAUGGAUAUGGCAGCAAUACCAGCUCAAAUUUGGCAGCUAAACUAAAGCAGGAGCUACAGACGUCAGACCACCUAGACGCUGGUUUCGUGGCUUAUCUGCGGUACCGUGGAAUGUUUCCAGAUACUAUGGAAUCAAAGAGAGAAAACGAAAUACUUUCACCACAGCUGAAGACUGUGCUGAGGAUGGUGUAUGAGGAGAGCCGCAAAAUAUUGGCUUUGUCAGAAGGUCCCUUUGGUUUUAGGGAGCUGAAAAAUGUUCAUCAGGCCAGAGCGGCGGUGGAGGGGUGGCAGAAGGAGGGCUUGGCCUUACUGGAUGCUAUACAGUCGCUGAAAGAUUACCUUAGCAAGGUGGCGGAUAGAGGAGACAAGGACGAACAGAGGCAGAUGGUGGUAGAGCACCUGUUCUCCUCAGACCGGAAUAGCUUGCUGGCUGAAAUACAGGACCUCCGGGCUCAGCUGCGCCUGACACAUCUUCACAACCAGGAGAAGCUGCAGCAGUUGCAGGAAACCCUCAUCAGCGCAGAAGAUCGCGGGAGCAAACAAGCAUACCAGCUUCGGAGGAAAGUUGAAUUAUUAGAAUAUAAGCUGCAGCAAGAAAAAUGUAUCUUAAGUGACCUGCAGAGCACCCUGUCUGAGGAGCAGAAGAGAGCCUCUGAAACGUGUCAUCUCUUGAAUCAAGAAAAAGCAGCCCUGAAAUUAGAGCUUUAUGAAAGUAAGCAAGAGCACGAAAGGCUGCAGAAAUCCAUAGAAGAUCUUCAGAGGGAAAUAAAUCAGUUACGUUUUGAAUUGGGAAAAAAAGAAAAGGAUUUGGCAGCUGCACUUGAAGACUUGCAGACUGAGCAUCUGAAGGAGACAGAGCUACGAGGCUUGUUUGAGGAGCAGCAGCUUCAGCACAAGAAAGCAGAGGAUGAAAAGACAAAGGCCUUGGAGGAGCUGCGGGCGGCCUUGGAGCUGCAGUCGGUGCAGAGCAGCCAGCUGGCCAUCUCCUUGGAGCACGAGCAAAUGGUGAAUGAUAAUCUCCGCAAGGAACUUCAGAUCGAGCACUCCCGCUGUGAAGCGCUGCUGUCCCAGGAACAGACCAAACUGUCGGAGCUACAGAGAAAUCUGGACGCUGAGAAAAAUCGGUCGUUGGAGCUCCUGAAUUCCUUGAAUCACGAACGCCUUUUGACAGAACAGUUGAGCGUGAGAGUGAAGGAAGGUGCUUCCUGUCAGCACAGGGAGUCGCUGCUGGAACAAGACUUUGUUCGAGAGCUCCAGGCCCAGCUGGAAGAAGAGAGGUCCCGAACGACGGAGCUAGCUGCUGUUAUUGAGAAGAUGCACCAGAAGGCCAUUCAUUCCAAAAGGCAGCUAGAGGCCGAAGUGCAGAUGUGCUGCGAAGAGACCCAGAAGGAGAGGGAGGUCAGUGACAAACUGCGAGCUACACUGGAAUCUCUUCAGCACCAAAAGCAAGAGCAAAACUUGGAACAGCAACACCAGAAGGAUGAACAAAGAAUUAAAGAGCUGCAGGAAAUAGUGGCAGUAUUAGAAGAAAGAGAAAGAAAUGUCCCAUCUCCGAGCCAUCAGCAAGGACUGUUGUGCACCUUAAACAAAGAUCAAAAUGCCAGACAGGCCACGACAAAAGAAACUGAAAGAUCACAUUUGCAACAGCAGCAGCAACAGCUAGAGAAGAUAAGACAGCAGUUGUUUUUUGUAACUGUGCACCUGAACGAGUUCAUAUAUAAAACUGUAGAUAAAACUGUUAACGAUUGGUCUGCAUCAAAUGAUGAAGCUGUUGCCUCUUUACUACAGACAUUAAAGGAACUAAAAUCGGAUUUAUUGUCUCCUCCUGCAUCUCGGGUCAGAUUUACGGAUGCCCCUGACUCUGUUCAAGAACUGGAAAGAGACGCUUGGCAGCGAGAGAGAAAGGUUUUGCAGAAUGCACUGCAACAGGCUGAAUCCGAACUGGCUAAAGCGACUGUUGCAGUUGAAAACAAACCAGUGGUGGAAGCUUCCAGUCCUAAGUUGCAGAGAUUAUAUAGGAAGUACCUUAGAGCAGAGAGCUUUCGAAAGGCUCUGGUUUAUCAGAAGAAAUACCUCUUGCUGCUCCUUGGUGGGUUUCAGGACUGUGAGCAAGCGACCCUCUCUCUGAUAGCGCGUAUGGGAAUCUACCCCUCGCCUGCAGAUCUGCAGCUUGCUGGAUCACGCUCCCGUGCUUUCACCAAGUUCAGAUGUGCAGUCAGGGCCAUCAUCGCAGUAUCAAGGUUGAAGUUUUUGGUGAAAAAGUGGAACAAAGUUAGCAGGAAGAGCACACAGGGUGAAACCAUUUCUCACAGUAUAGGAGGUAAUACAGCCUCUGGUACUAGAACAGAAGUUCUGAAAGAGCAGUGGCCGGCAGCCGUUCAUCUCUGCUCUCCCCCGACCCGGGACACUGGGUUCUGCUGCAGAACGAGCUCGGCAAGAUUUGUGAGCCGCUCCCCCAGGUCCUCGUACUGCGUGUGGGACAGAUCGCAUCCAUCCACAAGUCCAGCUUCAGAGAAGUCCCUUGCGCCUAGCCAGGAUCCCGAACGCUCCCUGACGGAAUACAUCCAUCGCCUAGAGGUCAUCCAGCAAAGACUAGGGGGUGCGCAGCCAGGAAAAGUACAGGCAGAAUUGUAA